AUGCGCAAUGUUGCAAAUAUGAGUUUUCUCAAGACAAGAACCCAUCAAUUGUCUGCUGCUAUGCAGAACUCGCCAACCUCGACGUCCUCCGGCGACGACCCCGCCGAGAACACUGCCGACGAGGAAGAUUCCGAAGAUUACUGCAAGGGCGGCUAUCACCCCGUCCAGAUUGGCGAAAAGUUCAAGGACGGAAAGUACACCGUUGUGCGCAAGCUAGGCUGGGGUCAUUUCUCCACCGUAUGGCUUUCUAGGGACAAUAACUCGGGCAAGCACGUCGCCUUAAAGGUCGUCCGCUCCGCCGCGCACUACACCGAAACCGCCAUUGACGAGAUCAAACUGCUCAACAAGAUCGUCCAGGCGAAGCCUGACCACCCCGGCCGCAAGCAUGUCGUCAGCCUCCUCGACUCCUUCGAACACAAAGGCCCCAACGGCACUCACGUCUGCAUGGUUUUCGAGGUCUUGGGCGAGAACUUGUUGGGUCUGAUUAAGAAAUGGAACCACCGAGGUAUUCCAAUGCCCUUGGUCAAGCAGAUUACCAAACAGGUACUGUUGGGCCUCGACUACCUCCAUCGCGAGUGCGGCAUCAUACACACCGAUUUGAAGCCCGAAAACGUCCUCAUCGAGAUUGGCGACGUCGAACAGAUUGUGAAGAAGGUGGUCAAAAGCGAGCCUAGCAGUGAUAAGGAGAACAACAGAAAUGGCCGAAGAAGGAGGCGGACUCUCAUCACAGGCAGCCAGCCGCUGCCUUCGCCCCUCAACGCCAGCUUCAACCAUAACAAUCUUUUUCCUUCCACGAACUCUCACACGAGCCUCGGCCAAAUGCUGCACGAAGCAGGCAAAGGAUCCAAGGAGCCUUCUCCCAAGCGCGAUGCUGAUCAACAGGCGCGUGAAAAGACAGCCGAUCUCCUCACCAAAGAAGUUUCGGGUAUUUCUCUUGAUAAGUCGAGCAGCUCGCCAUCGUCCGGAGAGAAGCGCAAGGCUGAAGACGCACACGCCUUCGACAUUAUUAGCGUUAAGAUUGCAGACCUGGGCAACGCCUGCUGGGUCAACCAUCAUUUUACCAACGAUAUCCAGACGCGACAGUAUAGAUCACCUGAGGUUAUUCUCGGUGCGAAAUGGGGUGCGAGCACCGACGUGUGGAGUAUGGCGGCGAUGGUUUUUGAACUGAUUACUGGUGAUUAUUUGUUCGACCCUCAAUCGGGAACCAAAUAUGGCAAGGACGACGACCACAUCGCACAGAUAAUUGAGCUGCUUGGACCAUUCCCCAAGUCGCUUUGUCUUUCUGGCAAGUGGUCUCAAGAAAUAUUCAACCGCAAAGGAGAACUGCGCAACAUCCAUCGCUUGCGACACUGGGCUUUGCCAGAUGUUCUCCGCGAGAAGUAUCAUUUCAAGGAGGAUGAGGCGAAGCGUAUCGCGGAUUUCCUGACCCCUAUGCUUGAACUUGUUCCCGAGAAGCGUGCCAAUGCUGGUGGCAUGGCGGGACACGUGUGGCUGGACGACACCCCCGGCAUGAAGGGUGUCCGUAUUAACGGAAUUGACGUAGGCAGUCGGGGUGAGGGCAUUGAUGGUUGGGCGACUGAGGUGCGGAAACGGUAG
This is a messenger RNA of Colletotrichum truncatum, 1596 nucleotides long. RefSeq names its product protein kinase dsk1. Gene Ontology annotation, biological process: peptidyl-serine phosphorylation; spliceosomal complex assembly; regulation of mRNA processing. The record is from RefSeq and is a predicted model, not a curated record. Lineage: Eukaryota; Fungi; Ascomycota; Sordariomycetes; Glomerellales; Glomerellaceae. Gene Ontology annotation, cellular component: cytoplasm; nucleus. Gene Ontology annotation, molecular function: ATP binding; protein serine/threonine kinase activity.